Molecule: messenger RNA, 1108 nt
Organism: Cimex lectularius (bed bug)
Lineage: Eukaryota; Metazoa; Arthropoda; Insecta; Hemiptera; Cimicidae
Product: N-acetylserotonin O-methyltransferase-like protein
Exons: 5
Coding region: 161-859 (232 amino acids)
Molecular function (GO): nucleoside triphosphate diphosphatase activity
Source: RefSeq, a predicted model, not a curated record
AAUCCCGGCAAAGCCACAUGGCCAACGAAUCUGACAUCAGUUAUCCUUAUCAGAUGUUUGACAUUAGAGCCGACUACUUGGAUAAUUUUGAAAUUCCCUGGAAAAUUUCGUCAGUGUUCAUUUGAAAAAAUUAAACCUUAAAUUUCGCCCUUGUAAAAAAAUGUUGGAGCCAAUAAAGCAUUCGCUUGAAUUCAAGAGGAUAGUCCUGGCCAGCGUUUCGGCUCGGAGGAGUGAAAUCCUUAGAAGUGUAGGUCUUAGGUUUGAAAUAAUGCCAUCGUUAUUCCCUGAAAAUCUAGAUCCGAAAAAUUACCCAAAUUUAGCAGAGUACGCAGUAGAAACUGCAUAUCGCAAAGUGCUUGACGUCGCAGAUAGAAUGAAAGAAGAUUUAAACCAACCCGAUAUAAUAAUCGGUGCUGAUACAGUGGUCACCUUGGAUGGGAAAGUUUAUGGGAAGCCUAAAGAUUCAAAAACUGCUCAGCAAUAUUUGGAAGAUCUGAGUGGAAGACAGCAUGUUGUACAUACUGGUGUUGUCAUCAAAACACCAACAGCUACUGUUAAAUUUCACGAAACGGCUCAAGUAACAAUGGCAUUCCUUACAGAUGAAAUAAUUAGUGGUUACGUGAGAACUAGAGAACCACUGGAUAAAGCUGGCGGCUAUGGAAUUCAAGGAAUCGGAGGUUCUUUAAUUGAGAAGAUUAAUGGGGAUUAUUACACAGUUCUUGGUCUACCUCUUCAUAGCUUCUGUAAACAUCUUCUUUGGAUUUUUGAUGACCGUAAGAAGAAGAUGGAACUCGAAAUGAGUCUGGGACUGCAAUGUUAUCAAGAAUAUCCGGUUGUCGACCAGGACUGUAAGGAGUAGGUAUCAGAGACAAGAAAGUGAAAAUUAACUUUUCAUAAUAUUGGUGUAAAGCAUCAGAAAUCAAGCAGGAGCAUCCCGAGCUUCGGUUUUUUUAUCGAGAUCACCAAUCAAGUUCAUCACUUCAAUGAAGUAAUUGAUUUCAAUGAUCUGAAAAUAGGUUUUAGUUAUUUAAAAUGUGAUAUACAUGGGUUAAGAUAGUACAAAACUGGAAAUAAACAAUUCUAUAAAAUACAGACACUGUAAAUUGAA